AUGGUGGCCAAACGCAAGCUCUGCUACAUCCAUGGCCGGGGCAGGAUAGAGUCAAUCUGCUGGCUGCUGGCUGCAGCUGGCGUGGAGUUUGAAGAAGAAUUUCUUGAAACUAGAGAACAAUAUGAGAAGUUGCAGAAGGAUGGAUGCCUGCUUUUCCGCCAGGUGCCUCUGGUUGAAAUUGACGGAAUGGUGCUGACACAGACAAGAGCCAUCCUCAGCUACCUUGCUGCUAAGUACAACUUGCAUGGGAAGGACCUGAAGGAGACACUCAGGAUCUACAUGUAUGCCGAUGGCAUCCUGAACCUUAUGAUGAUGGUGGCGCUGGCUGCGUUCUAACCCCCAGAGGAAACAGAGGAAAACCCGGCUUUAAUCGUGAAGAAAGCUAAAACCCGGCAUUUCCCCGUCUUUGAAAAGGCAUUUAAAACAAGAAUCAGCAACAUCCCUACAAUUAAGAAGUUCCUGCAGCCUGGGAGUCAGAGGAAGCUGCCCCCUGAUAGCCACUAUGUUGAAGUUGUCAGGAACAUUUCACAGUUCUAA
Messenger RNA from Eubalaena glacialis (North Atlantic right whale), 537 nucleotides. RefSeq names its product glutathione S-transferase alpha-4-like. The record is from RefSeq and is a predicted model, not a curated record. Gene Ontology annotation, molecular function: glutathione transferase activity. NCBI's taxonomy places the organism in Eukaryota, Metazoa, Chordata, Mammalia, Artiodactyla, Balaenidae. Gene Ontology annotation, biological process: glutathione metabolic process; xenobiotic metabolic process.